GCUGCCGGCGGAAGCGGCGCCGCCAUGGAGGAGGACGAGCCGGAGCUGGAGGCCGGGCUGGAGGCGGCGCUGGAGCUGGCGCCCGCCGUGCAGGCCGCCAUCGAGCAGGUAUUUCCCAGCCAAGAUCCACUGGACAGAGCAGAUUUCAAUGCUGUGGAGUAUAUUAAUGCUCUCUUUCCCACUGAGCAAUCUUUGGCAAACAUUGAUGAAGUUGUGAACAAGAUCAGACUGAAAAUAAGGAGGUUGGAUGACAACAUCCGAACUGUGGUGAGGGGACAGACCAACGUGGGACAGGAUGGCAGGCAGGCCCUGGAAGAAGCCCAGAAAGCCAUUCAACAGCUCUUUGGUAAAAUUAAGGAUAUUAAAGACAAGGCUGAAAAAUCUGAACAAAUGGUGAAGGAAAUCACCAGGGAUAUCAAGCAGCUGGACCAUGCCAAGCGUCACCUGACCACCUCCAUCACCACCCUCAACCACCUCCACAUGCUGGCAGGGGGGGUGGAUUCUCUGGAGGCUAUGACCAGGAGGAGACAAUAUGGGGAAGUUGCCAACCUUCUCCAAGGUGUGGUGAAUGUGUUGGAGCACUUCAACAAAUACAUGGGGAUCCCUCAGAUUCGACAGCUCUCUGAAAGGGUGAAGGCAGCACAGAACGAGUUGGGGCAGCAGAUCCUGGCUGACUUCGAGGAAGCCUUUCCUUCCCAAGGUACAAAGAGGACUGGUGGGCCCAGCAAUGUCCUACGUGAUGCCUGCCUGGUAGCCAACGUCCUGGAUCCCAGGAUCAAACAGGAAAUCAUCAAGAAAUUCAUUAAACAACACCUCUCAGAGUAUCUGGUCCUUUUCCAGGAAAAUCAAGAUGUGGCCUGGCUGGACAAGAUUGACCGGCGCUACGCCUGGAUCAAGAGGCAGCUGGUGGAUUACGAGGAGAAGUACGGGCGCAUGUUCCCCGCCGAGUGGUGCAUGACGGAGCGCAUCGCCGUGGAGUUCUGCCACGUCACCAGGGCAGAGCUCUCCAAGAUCAUGCGCACCAGGGCGAAGGAGAUUGAGGUGAAAUUGCUUUUGUUUGCAAUUCAGAGGACAACCAACUUUGAGGGGCUCCUGGCCAAGCGUUUCUCAGGCUGCACUCUUGCUGAUGGCACAGUGCAGAAGAAGCCAGAAGUGCCACCUCCCUCCAGCAACCCCUUUCUGGAGGAUGAAAGUGGGGCAGAGGCAGAUGAGAUUGUGAUGGAGAAAAGUGAUACAGACAAACCAAAGAAGCCAAAGGUCCCUGACAAUCCUUUCCAUGGCAUUGUUUCCAAGUGCUUUGAGCCUCACCUUUAUGUGUACAUUGAGUCCCAGGACAAGAAUCUGGGAGAGCUGAUUGACAGGUUUGUGGCUGACUUCAAGGCUCAGGGUCCCCCCAAGCCCAACGUGGAUGAAGGAGGAGCUGUGCUGCCCAGCUGUGCUGACCUCUUUGUGUACUACAAGAAGUGCAUGGUGCAGUGCUCCCAGCUCAGCACUGGGGAGCCCAUGAUAGCCCUGACCACCAUCUUCCAGAAAUACCUGCGGGAAUACGCCUGGAAAAUCCUCUCUGGAAACCUGCCCAAGACAACCAGCAGCAGUGGUGGGCUCACCAUCACAAGUUUGCUGAAAGAAAAGGAAGGCUCUGAAGUGGCAAAGUUUACUUUAGAAGAACUCUGCCUCAUUUGCAGCAUCCUGAGUACUGCAGAAUAUUGCCUGGCCACCACCCAGCAGUUGGAAGAGAAGCUCAAAGAAAAAGUGGAUACAAGCCUAAUGGAGAGAAUCAACCUGACAGGAGAGAUGGACACUUUCAGCAUUGUGAUCUCCAACAGCAUCCAGCUGUUAGUGCAGGACCUGGAUGCAGCCUGUGACCCUGCCCUGACUGCCAUGAGCAAGAUGCAGUGGCAGAACGUGGAACACGUUGGUGACCAGAGUCCUUAUGUCACCUCAGUGAUCCUCCACAUCAAACAGAAUGUCCCCAUCAUCCGUGACAACCUGGCCUCCACCAGGAAGUAUUUCACUCAGUUCUGCAUAAAAUUUGCAAACUCCUUCAUUCCCAAGUUCAUUAACCAUCUCUUCAAGUGCAAACCUAUCAGCAUGGUGGGUGCAGAACAGCUGCUGCUGGACACUCACUCCCUGAAGAUGGUUCUCCUGGAUCUGCCCUCCAUUGGGUCCCAAGUGGUGAGGAAGGCUCCUGCCAGCUACACAAAGAUAGUGGUGAAAGGCAUGACUCGGGCUGAAAUGAUCCUGAAGGUGGUGAUGGCUCCACACGAGCCUCCAGUUGUGUUUGUGGACAAUUACAUCAAGCUUCUGGCUGACUGCAGCACUGACACAUUCCAGAAGAUCCUCGACAUGAAGGGCCUGAAGAGGAGCGAGCAGAGCAGCAUGUUGGAUCUUUUCCGCCUGCGCCUCCCCGCUCCUCCCCCCGGCGGCGACGGCUCCGGCUCCCUCUCGCUGAGCGCUCCCACGCCCGAGCAGGAAUCCUCCCGCAUCCGCAAACUGGAGAAACUCAUCAAGAAGAGACUCUGAGGGAGCACGGGGGAGCUCUGUGCCUCGGGGCUGGUGGCAGGGACGGGGAGCAGAGCUCGGCAGGUUGUGUUUGCAGCGUGCUGCUGGAACAGCCCUGUGCUGUCCCUCCCUGUCCCUGCGACCUCUCGGCCGUCGCACGCUGCGACCAGACCAAGGAAGAAUCUGACCAAGGUGUUUGCCCUUAGCUUAGCAGGAGUGAAACCCAGGACAUUGCCAGGACCAUGUGACAGAGAAAAUAGAGGCACCUGGAAGCCAGCAGCUACAGAAACAAUUCAAGUGGAUUCACAGUCUGCCUGGCUGUGAUGCACUUGGUGUCGCAGCUUUUACCCUGGCUGAGCUCCUGCUGCAGCACUGAGGGUUUUGCCUCAGUUCUGUGUUACUGCUCACUCCCUGCUGCAGAGCUGUUCCUCUAAUUCAUUAUUUAUUGUGGGGUUGGGGGGAACCAACCCCAUCACCACCACCAAACCCCUGACCCUUUAACAGCUGAGGUCCAGGCACCUGCAGCUCCGCUGGAUCAGUGAGAUGCCCAGGAGGGAACCCCAAGGCAGACUUCUCCCCUGCUCCCAGACAGGCAUGCACAAAGCACCAUGAAACAGCAAGGCAAAUCCUUUUCAGAACAGGAGGAAAGGGCUGAAUUAAUGCCUUCUGCACCCUAGCAAAGCUCCUGGCAGCUGUGGAGCCCUCUCCAGCUGCUUGGUACUUCCCUGGUGUGUGCUGGGCUCACCCUCUGUCCCCAGUGGGAGUUCCCAUCCUUCCUGGGAGAUCUCUCCCUCUCCAGCUGAAGUGUCCUGAGCAGGGAUGUGCCACCUUGGCACCUCUGCUGCCCUACAAGGAGAGAUGCUGGAAAUGUUGGCUCUGUCAGGGAGCCAGGGCCACUUGGUGGCAUGGGAGGCUUUCAGCAGCCUCAGGCUUCAAGGCCCUCCUCCUACUCCUGCUCCUCUGAGCCUCAGCUUGCAGCAGUGCAGAGGGGAGGAGAACCAGCAGUGAAAUAUUUUGGAUAACCCAGGCCCCUCUUCCCAUGGCCCAGCUCCUGGCUCCCAGGCACAGAGCCAGCGUGGAGCAGGGUUGGGAUCAGUAGAUGCUUCCCCAAGGAGUCUCCAUGCACGGAGGCCUCACCUCUUUAUUAGCACUGCUGGAUUUCUUCCCAAACUCCUCUGGACCCUUUCUGGGAGACCUUGAAGGCAUAUGCCCAACCAUGAGUGCAUCCCACAUGGGAGUAGGGCAGGUCAACCAGUCGUGCCUGUGUUAUUUAACUCAAGCUUCACUUGCAUGUGCAGGAAAGGGAAGUGCUGUACCAGUGUGGCAGGUGAGGAACAACCAGGCUGUCAGAUGCCUUCCUGGGGGGGUUGUGCUCCCCACCAGGGCAAGUUUGGGCCUUAGGACUGUAUUUAUUUAGGGGCUGUACUCACAGGGAUUGUAAAAAUCACUGCUGCACAUCAGGGAGGGGAGAUCAGGCUCCAGGAACAUGAGCUCCAUCCAGAGCUGCACCGAGAUGGGGAGUGAAGAGCAGCAAUAACAACACCUGUAGGGAGGGACAGCAGUUUCUCAUCACUCCAGUUUUACAAAUCUGCUGUUGCCUCAUUUGCUUCCUCUCCUGAUUGCCUGUUAGGUGACAGAAGAAGGGAUGGUUGGAAGCACAUUGGGAUUCUGAGCAGCCAUUCCCCAAGGACAGAUUAUCUCAAGGUGCAUGUGCAGGAUGGCUCACACUGCAGAGCUGGAGAGGAGGGAACAGGGGUGUGCAGAGAUUCAUUAUUCCCAUGAGGGGAUGAAUAAUUUAUUUUAGAUGAAUUUUUCUUUGCUUUGUCUAAGGCUAAGUCUCACACUAAAUUAUGAAUAGCUGAAGACGAUGUUGAAGUUAUCAUUGUGUGUCUUACCCAGAGGCUUCCCCCAUUUCAUUCUCUGCAUUUCAUUCUGUAGAUAAGAGGAAAUAAAAGGAGAAAUGAAUUUUUAGUUCCAGCCUUUGAAGACUGCUGCAGGGCUGAGUGUUUGGAGUUCCACUUUCAGAGAGCAAAUCCACAGUUUCCUACUUCUGGUGUAAGAGUUUUGUGCCCCUGGCUCUUGGGUGUUUAUUAGAUUUGGCAAGUCUCUAUUUGUGCAUUAGCUCUUUGGAGUUUACAGCUUUGGGGAAUAAAGGAUGAUUAUGUGUUUUCUGUACAAAAUGCCACUUUUUAUGGUUUCAGGCCGGGGUGUAAUUCUGGCUGUACGUGGGGUGUGACACUAACGUGAAUUAAAUGGUUACUGAUGCUCA
Pyrgilauda ruficollis (rufous-necked snowfinch) is the source of this 4771-nucleotide messenger RNA. RefSeq names its product VPS53 subunit of GARP complex (gene VPS53). Gene Ontology annotation, biological process: retrograde transport, endosome to Golgi. Gene Ontology annotation, cellular component: GARP complex. Lineage: Eukaryota; Metazoa; Chordata; Aves; Passeriformes; Passeridae. The transcript has 22 exons. The coding region runs from base 25 to 2523 and encodes 832 amino acids. The record is from RefSeq and is a predicted model, not a curated record.